Salpingoeca rosetta is the source of this 1184-nucleotide messenger RNA. RefSeq names its product argininosuccinate lyase. The record is from RefSeq and is a predicted model, not a curated record. Gene Ontology annotation, cellular component: cytosol. The transcript is spliced from 5 exons. Lineage: Eukaryota; Choanoflagellata; Craspedida; Salpingoecidae. Bases 29 to 1060 code for a protein of 343 amino acids. Gene Ontology annotation, molecular function: argininosuccinate lyase activity.
CAGCCGGAACGACCAGGUGGCAACGGACAUGCGCUUGUGGCUUCGCGAUCACUUGCUCGAGUUGGAGAAGAACUUGAAAGCCUUCAUCGCUGUCUCCGUUCAGCGGGCGGAACAGGAGAUUGACCACCUCAUGCCAGGCUACACUCACCUCCAACGUGCCCAGCCAAUUCGCUGGAGCCACUGGGUGCUGUCCCAUGCGUGGGCGCUGGCACGUGACCUGGAGCGCAUCACCGACCUCCGCCGCCGCGUCAACGUCCUCCCGCUUGGCAGCGGUGCGCUCGCAGGCAACCCGUUUGGUGUGGACCGCGCGUUCCUCGCCAAGGAGCUGGGCUUUGAGCGCGUGAGUGGCAAUUCGCUCGACGCCACAUCCGGCCGAGACUUUGUGGCGGAGUUCCUGUUUGUGUGCACGAUGGUCAUGACACACAUGAGCAAGUGGGCGGAGGACCUGUGCAUCUACUGCAGCAAGGAGUUUGCAUUCGUCACGCUCUCCGACGCGUACAGCACAGGCUCGUCCCUCAUGCCGCAGAAGAAGAACCCAGACUCCCUCGAGCUUGUUCGCGGCAAGGCCGGUACCGUGUUUGGCAGCUGCGCAGGGUUCCUCAUGUCGCUCAAAGGUCUGCCCAGCACAUACAACAAGGACCUGCAAGAGGACAAAGCCGCCAUGUUCGCCGUCGCUGACACCCUCGCCAGCGUCAUCCCGAUCUCCACCGGCGUGCUGUCCACGCUGACUGUCCAUCCCGAGAAGAUGCGCGCUGGCCUGAGCGUGGACAUGCUCGCAACAGACGUCGCCUACUACCUCGUGCGCAAAGGCAUCCCCUUCCGUACCGCACACGCCCUCUCCGGCAAGACCAUCAGCCUGGCAGAGGCCAAGAACUGCAGCUUGGACCAGCUCACACUCGAAGACUUCAAGACCGUUCACGAGGCGUUCGAGACCGACAUCACCGAGGUGUGGGACUUUGAGCAUAGUGUGGAACAGUACUCUGCUGCUGGCGGGACGAGCAAAGCAGCAGUCAUGACGCAGAUCAAGGACUUGAAGCAUGUGGCACAGGACGCCCAAUAGAGCAGCAUCCCGCUGUCUGUAGCAUGCUGUGCAGACAAAUCUACUUUGGCUGCCUGUUCUUGUGUGGUGCUAGGCCCGCUCUUGUCGUGAGUGCUUCUCAAAGAUAAACACACACUGAACCACA